AUGUCUUCCUCAACAUCAAAGCCUGCGCCGACAGUGCUCGUCGCGCUUUCAGCAGAGGCUGUUGAUGACCUCAUCUAUGACGCCCGAGCUGGAGACCUCGAGGCUUUGAAUGCCGACAUUGCCACUCUUGCUGCCCAGCACAACUGCCCUGAAUCGCACAUUGUUGCGUCAGUCAUCGACAUGGAAGAUGAGAGUGCCGGCGGAACGGGCUCCUGCGUGCUUCACUUCCCUGCUGCCAAUGGAAACAGCGAAAUCCUCAACGCUCUGCUCCAGAAGCUGUCCCCUCUGGACGCUGCCCAGCGCACAGCCUUUGUCAACCACCCCAAUCAUUCAGGCAACACGCCCCUUCACUGGGCUGCGCUGAACACGCACCUGGAAUGCGUCAAGGCUCUUGUCGAGGCUGGUGCCGACGUUGCUCUCAAGAAUGACGCUGGUCACGAUGCCAUGUUCCUUGCCGAGCGUGCGGCCUGGUCUGCUGGUGCCGAGGAGGAUGGUGAGGCUGCUGAGAAUGCUGACGAGCCUCAGGAGAUUGAGAUGACCAUUGGCGAGGAGGAGCAGGGUCAACAGCAACAGGCCGAUGCUGGUGAGAUGUCUGCUGGCAGACAGGUUGUUGAGUGGUUGUUGAGCUCGGAGAAGGCGGCUGGGCUGGAAAGCAGCGCUACUGAGGCUGAAAAGUCCUCGUGA
Penicillium diatomitis is the source of this 684-nucleotide messenger RNA. RefSeq names its product ankyrin repeat domain-containing protein. The transcript has 2 exons. NCBI's taxonomy places the organism in Eukaryota, Fungi, Ascomycota, Eurotiomycetes, Eurotiales, Aspergillaceae. Gene Ontology annotation, molecular function: protein binding. Bases 1 to 684 code for a protein of 227 amino acids. The record is from RefSeq and is a predicted model, not a curated record.